Messenger RNA from Porites evermanni, 15958 nucleotides. Lineage: Eukaryota; Metazoa; Cnidaria; Anthozoa; Scleractinia; Poritidae. The record is from the annotation of a GenBank genome assembly.
AUGGACAAAUACAGUAAACUUGUGGUUGGGAUCAAAGUUGACAUACAGCGUACCGAUGGUAGGUGAAGUUCAAUUUACAACACAAGAACAACAAAAACCAUUUUUUUCUUAGGGCUCAGUAAAAUCGACGACCAACCUACUUUUUGUAUUCAUAAAAUAUAGUGUAAUAACUUUUUCGUAGUGCGGUGUCAAUUUUUUCAGGGUUUGUUACUGUCGAGUAAAUUACCCGGCGCGUUAACAUAAUUUGAAGGUUGUUUGCCUGUGUAUUUCAGUGAUACAAAGUGUAAACAUCUCAUGUCUUUACCUCCUCGCCUUAGUAACGACGCUUUCCUUUUUUCAGGGGAAAAAUCGGUCUAAGUAUUAUGCGCUUUAAUGUGGGUUUCAUCAAUCAGAUCUUGUGGAAGAUUCUUAUCUACAUAGCUCUAAGAUACUCAUACAUUCUUCAUAAUAAGGAAUGUCUACAUUCAACACGAUAAAUAAAAAGUUUGCAGUUAUUUAUCGCCUCGACGUAAAUCUGUAGUUCUUAAUUCUAUAUUCACCAGUACCAGCACAAAUCAAGAAAUCUGUAGUCCCAAGAACAAUUUAUUAUUUGUUAAAAAAGAAAAAAACUGGUAUAUUGAAAGAAAAUAUGCUAAAAAAAUGACAUUCAGCUGGUGACUUUUAUGAUUUAUUGACACCCUAUUUCUUAAAAAAAAAAAAAAACAUUUGCUUAACAGUAAUAACAGUAUUAUUCUCUGGUACAAAAAUACUUAUACCAAGGCUAUCAAGCACUGACAGUAUCCUUUGAGCACUCAGGCCUCUUUAUCUUCCUAAGAUCAUAGCUGAAUAUCUCCUUUGUUUGACUGUAUUUUAUUAUUAUUUUUACUCUAGGACGCAUUCACUCCUCAAUGAUAAGUGGCAUUAACUUGGACACAAAAAGUGUGACUGUAGAAUGGUAUGAAAAUGGGGAGACAAAAGGGAAGGAGGUAAGAUUUAUAUUGUUGAGUUAUUUUUAUGGCAGUUUCAUUGUGUUGUGGAUGAGCUGAUUUAUACUCACCAAUAAGCAAACUGCAACAUGUUAAAAGCAGUCUGAACAAUAUCUUUAACAUAAAAUUACAACACACUAAGCUGCUAACGUAACCUGUGCCACCAAUUUUUUUUCGUUCUGUUUUUUUGUGGAGAUCCUGUAUUAAUCACAGAAUUAGUUCCUUCAAUGCACAAAAAAAGCCCACCCCCAAAGUGUAACUCCUGAAAAAAAAAAUGACUUUUUGGCCCAAAUAAUUUAUUGAAAAUUGUCUCACCCACAUGCAUGCUGGCUGCAACCAAUCAAGUUCUUUGCUUAUUUUUAUGCUCAGAACCUGUGAAAAGUCUUUCUGUAUUUAUGUGAUCUUUAGGAUCACAAUAUUCUCACAUGUCAAUGAUUAAUGAGACAAUAACUGUCUCAUUAUUUCAUUAGUGGUAUUAUGCUUCACUGGUCUUCACUGUAAAUAAAUAUGACACAACACACUCUCAGUCAGAAGAAAUAUUUUUCUAUAUAUUUUUAUUACACAAAAGAAAUGUUAAAGGUAUCACGAAAACUCAUACAUUCUUGCAAUGUUGUCUCAAGUGGUUGAAUUUAAAAACUUGCUGUUUUAAUGUUUAAAUAUUAUGUUUUGAACAGACAGUUUUAGCCUGGGGCAAGUAUUUUUUUUAAAAUCUUUCUCAUGUGGUUGCAAUUAGUUUAUUAAUAUUUGCUUGGAAAUAGAAAAAAAUUACUGUGUCAUUAUUAAUAUUCUUUCUUAAUUGUGCUACCUUAUAAUGUUCAAUCAAAUGCCAAAAAAAAAGGACUUAUGAGAAAAUGUAGUCAAAAAUGUAGUCAGAUAAAUUGUUGUCAAAAAAUCCACUAGAUCUCUAGAAUAAUUCCCACAAGUUACCUAAAUUUAAUUUGACUUCUUAAUGUGUGUUAUGACUUUAAGUUAUCUCUCUUAAAUGGUCCACCCAGUGGAUAGCAGUAAGCGUUUUGUUCAGCUCAUACCUGCUUAUAUUUUCUCCACACUGUUUUCCAAUGCAUACAUUUUUAAAAAAUAAUUAUUUAUAAGCCACACUAUACAUUCCUGCUCAUUUGGGAUUUCAUCUGUGAUCAGCACAUAAUGAACUUCAGUGAAAAGGAGGAACUUAUAUUAUUACUGUAACUCUGACAACAUUCAGCCAUUCUCACCUGAGUCCUGAUCAAGGUCUCUAGUUAAUGCUCAUUAUUGUGUUCGUUAGGGAUGAUAGUUAUAAAAUUAUAAAAUUAUUUUAUGCAUCUCUUCUUUCAUUGCAGAUUGAAGUUGACCAGAUUUUUGCCUUGAAUCCCACCCUUGUUGUUCAACCAAAGCCCUCAAAACCAACAAACAAAAGAAUUUCUUCAACACCAGUCAACAAAGUAUGUGAUUGUAAACAACUGCCUUGUUCAAAUGUCAUAAAUUAAUGGUGACUAGAAUUGUCCCCGGCACUUAUCAGUGCAGCCUGUAUCAAUUUAAUGUUAAAAUGUUUCUUACUUGAUUUUGCAGAAUGCAAGGAAUGAAAGUCACUCAGUGUCUUCUCCAAAAGCUUACACACCUUCAGGUCUAAAGAUUGUUUAUUUAAUCAUAUUGUCCCGAUCCAAUACAUGAAUUCUCAUCUGAAAUCUUGAUAUUUCAAAAUUGAUUCAGAUUGUUAGGAGGUUUGAGAAAUCAUGUGUUAAAGUUGGGUUUUUUGGUUUGUAGCAUUGAGAGCUUCAAGGAACGAAGGGUUUAUGAAAUCAGGAUUCUUCUAUAACUAUUGAGUAACUUUGUGUUCUCCUCCAACUAUUUUUUUCCUGUCAAACCCAUCUCUUAGCCUUUUGGAAACUUCAAUGCAUUACCCUUCUGUCAUCUUAAAAAUUCAUUUAUUGCAUUUAAUUUGUUUACAAGCAAUACUCCAGUUUUGAAUUUGCUGUGGCUGCUGAAUAGAGGCACUGAAGACUCGUUUAUACGUGGUUAGCCUCAACCUCAGAUAAAUAUGUUCACUAAUUCCAGUCUGACAAAGACCUGUGUACAACUGUGUCUAUUGUUUUAAACUCAAAUUCAGGCACCUUCUCCCCCUUAUUUAUGAAUAUUUUACUUUAGGCUGAGGCUAACCCUGUACAAAUGAGUCGUUGGCAAUUUUAUUCAGCGGCUAAAGGUUAUUGUUGGUUUUGUCCACAUAGAGUUGUACCAUGAAUUGUCCAUGCACAGAGCUGCACCCCCACAGAGCUAGGGUUUGUUGAUUUGAGUGGCCUUCACCCCUUUGAAAAUUAUUUCUUUUUCUGCUGUUAAAUAUUUUUAUACUUUCCUUUAAAAAAAUGGCCUUACAGAUCUCCAUACCAAGUUCUCUGAAUUGCCAGUAACCCUCGGUGGGGCUUAAGUAUUGCUAUUUAUGUAACCACAAUGUGAAGAUAUCUUAUCGGCUUUGCAGGGAAAGUUGAGCGUCCAAUGGCUCUUAAUCUUGCAAAUGAAGAUGAUGGAGGCUCACAGAUAGAGAUUCCACAAAAAGAUAAUCCAAGCUCCAAUGCAGGUAAAGUGACUGUUUGUAUUUUUUGAUGAUCACUGUUGCUAAAAUAAAAUCUGAGCACUCUCUUUCUUUCUUUUAAAGCUAUAAUCCAUUCUUUUAUUAUGGAGAAGUUAAAUUGGUGUGUUAAUUCACUUUUAUUUAUGGGUUGAAAAACUCUCAGCUUCAGUUGCCUCAGUCUGUUCUUGGGAGUAAAACUAGCUAUAAUUAACCUAUUUUGCAUUAAAAAAUUAAUAUUGAAAUAAAUUGUAUUUACCAAUAAUUUUUCAUGGAAUAAAGAAUCAUCCUUACAGUUGUGAACCCAAUUUAUGCAACUGCAUAAGAAGCCUGAAAACAAUUCAGGUCUUCAAUGGGGUUUGAACCCCUGACCUCACGAUACUAGUGUGAUACUUUAACCAACUGAGCUUUGAAGCCACUGAUGUUGGGAGUUGGUCAAUUAUGUUCAUAUAUGUUCCUGUGAAAGAGAUGAAUGUGAUAGAUGUAUAUGAAAUAAAUCAUGUUCAUCUAUCGAUCACUGACAACAAUUUUUCAUUUUGGUACCCUUAACAUUGUUUUUUUCUUCUCCCUUUUACAGUAAAUAGGAGACGGUCCAACUGUGUCAAGGAGAUUGAGCGUUUAAAAAAGAACAGAGAGGAAAGAAGGUAAAUAAAAUACAUUUUGGAUUCUCAAGCAACAACACCCAGGCCAAGUUCCUGAGUGUGUAAAUUUGGUUGUUAGCACAGAGACACAAUCUGAACAUUUUGAAAGGUUUUUUUUAUUAUUUCUUGUGGAAAAUUGAAUGCUAAACUCAUGUCUAUUGCACUAAUCUUUGCUAGUCAUCAAACACCUGGUACAUAAGGUUUUAGGUCAGCCCCCUUUUGUCUUAAUUAUUUGGAAAGAAACUCCUUGAAUGAAAAAUAGGAUUUGUCUCUAAUUGUCCUUGUAAAAAAAAAGUUCUCAGGUCUGAAAGUUUAUGAACUACAUGAAACAUGAACCCACUGAUAAAGGGGCCUACCCAGGUUUUGCUCUUCUUGUUUUACAUCACAGUGUGCAACUAAAGAGAGUUUAUUUGUGAGUUCAUGCUACCUUAAUUGUAAUUUCCAGAGCUCAACAGCAAGAACAGCGAGAAAUGAAGCUUCGUCUACAGCAAGAGGUGGAUCCUGGAAACUCCAACUGGGAAUUUUUACAAAUGAUAAGGUAUGAUAUGUCAUGAUACCAUCACAUGAGACAAAUUCAAUAAGAGCACAUCUAAUAGUUAUUUUUAUGUUUGUAAUAUUGUUUAAUAAUAACAUUUAUGUAUGGUAAUACCCAGAUAUGCAAAGUUUGUGAAGAUGAAAAAAAUUAAGAGUCAUUUUUCAAGGCUGUGCUAUAAGAAAACAGUGCUCUGAACCUGUAAAAUCUGGGGUGUCCAGCAUAUGAUUUGUAUGAAAAAAGUAAGAUUUUCAGUUUGUCCAAGAGCAAAAGUCAGGCACCAGGGGUCACCGGGUGCCGCUAGAGAACAGCCUUUCAUUUUAAAGGAAAAUCAUUGCUAUUAACUGUUUUUAAAAAUUAUUUUUCUCAGGGAAUACCAAGCAGAGUUAGAUAUCAAAGGACUGACAAUGUCAGACCCAGUAAGUAUACAAUAAUUUUGUUACAUGUAUUAUUCGUUAUAAUAAAUUAUUAUAAUUAUUACAGUAUAUUACUAUAAUUUUUAAUCAAUACCUUCUCUAGUUAGAGAGCCAGACAGCAACAAAAACAACAUUAACCUUUAUUUUCAUGACUAUAAAUAAGUAAUUAUUAUUUAUGGUAUUGCAAAAGGUACGUAAAAUAAGAAUGAAUAGAAAAAGAAAUAAUAUUAUGAAAUUAAUAAUAACAGAUAAUCAAGUGACAUUAUUCUUGCAUGACAGUACAUUGUCAUGCAAAUUACUCAGAGAGAUGAGAUAUAAUUCAACUGUAAAUUAACUAAAAUAAGAGAACCAGUAGUUCAUUUGAAAACAGCAGUUUCCCUAACAAUUCAUUAACAACCAUACUUCAAAAAUGCCUCUCAAUUUUAACAAAUACUUGUAAACACAUUUUAACAAAUACAUUUUGCCUUGCAUUGGUUCAGUAAUGGAUCAUAGAAUUUUUAUUAAAAAGUGUAAAGAAGCAGGAUAUUCAAGGGUAAUAUUUUAAAUCACAUUUCUUUGAACAUGUCAAUAACAUGUAAUAUUACUGUGGAAUUUUUUUUCUUCACUUAACAGGUUAUAGACCACCAAAUCUGUGUUUGUGUCCGCAAACGACCUCUCUCUAAAAAAGGUACUUGCACAAAUUUUACAAAUUCAUAGCAAUAAUUUGCUAAUUUAUACACCUGAAUUGACAGUAUUUUCUGGUGUUUAAGUUUGCCCUUCCAAGGGACAAAUUGAUAUGCCCCGUUUACUUGACAUCUCGAUUUACAAAAAUAAUGUACUGCAAAAAUAGAGUAAAUUAAACUGGCUUUAAUUGCUACAGCAUGUACAUGUAUUUGGUUUUAAAGGUUAGAAACUGUGUGUUUUUGUAUUCAUGUCAUGUACAUUCAUGCAAUUAACUGUUUAACUUCAAAUUGCAUUUCCUAUAGAACUUAACAAAAAGGAAGUUGAUGUUAUCAUAGUACCAAGUGGUGAUUACUGUGUGGUAAGUUUUCUAUGUAGUGACAGUGAGUUUCUAAUAUGGUGACAAUGCUUUGUUGAAAAAUUGGUUGAAAAAAUGAUUCACAUCAAAAUAAACAUAUUCAAGUUCUGUAAAACCUCUAAAAAUGCCUGUACAACUUGAUCUGGUUUCACUAUAAUGCAACAUUGAUUUAGAAAUAUUUAUAGAAUUUUAAAUUGUUUGUUAUUUCAGGUCCAUGAGCCCAAGCAGAAAGUAGACCUCACAAAAUACUUAGAAAAUCACAAAUUUUGGUAAGUGAGAAGUUUUUGUUAAAUGCAACUUGUUAAUUAUUAGUAACAGGUCAUUUGUGAUACUCUAGCUAUUCUUGACAGAAUUUGCCUUUGAUUUUGUUUUAGGUUUGAUUAUGCUUUUGACGAAAAUGCAAAUAAUGAAUUGGUGUACAGGUAAGCCUUUUCACUCCUAUUUAAUCUGCUGAUCAGUUCAUUAAGGGGCUGUUUACAUGGAGGGAGGAAGAUCCUAGUACCAGGAAGUUCCUAGAGGGCGGAUCAUCCUAGUGCCAUAUGUUUUCUGUAUUCAGUUUACAUGCAAAGGGUUGUACUUGUCCCUAGCACUAGGAUCUUCCUAGUACUAGGAUCCCUCUCGCUUAGAGGUAGGAAGUUCCUAGCACUAGGAAUAUCCUAGCACCAUGUAAACUGCUUUCGCUAGGAAGAUCCUAGUACUAGGUACAAGCGCGACAAAAAUGUCGGCGGGUCGUUCAGUGGCUAAUUACGGCAAUAAAGGCUGACCAUUUCGUUUGGAGUAAUCCACAAGCAGGUUAUUGUGUUAAUUCAGCUGAAAGGUAGUGAUUUACGCCGGUAAAGAGAGCAGAAGGACCCAAAUUGCAUUUUUGAUUUUGUCGUCCACCAUUUUUAAUUCCUUCUCUAACUUUCCCUACUUGGACAACUCACGGGCCGAAAUUUCAGCAUGUAAACCCAACGUAAAGUUAUUCCACCUUCUAGGUUCUUCCUGGUACUAGGAUUUUCCUCCCUCCAUGUAAACAGCCCCUAAGACGUUGGUGUGUUCCCAGUGGCAUUGGCUGUUGCUCAUUUUCGAGUUUCUCGUGUAAUAAUUAUGAAUGGGUGUAAUAUAUCUGCCCUCUAAGUGGUAAAACUGGUUAUAGCGCUGAAUGCGUUCAUCAAUGUCAAACGUCGGAAAAAUGUCUUAUUGAACGAGGGAGGGAAAUACGCGAACGCGCCCACACGUUAAAAUUACAACCCUCCAGGAAGGUAACACGCGGAGGGAAGAGAGAUCAACGCAAAGCACAUGUCCAACGUUGGCCACAGUUUGUAGUCCCUCGUUAUCUCUUUUCUCUCCGCCUAUCCUCUUUCUUCCGGGUAGCGAUUUCACGCCCGCUUGCUUCUCGAAGGUAAUGCGUUUCCUCCCCCUGAGGGUAGGGUUAUCAGGGGGAAAGGGAUUUCCGCACUUUCGCGCACUCCGUUUACCGUACACAAGAGCCAUUUUUGGUAAUGGGACUUAUGGCUCUUGCUGUACAUGAGGAACUUUUUUCAGUUACGCAAAUUAAUGACACAUACAUCUGAGAUGAGGACUGUUAACAUCCAUAAGACAGCUUCUUCAAACUAUACUCUGCUAGAAACAUGGACUCAUAAAGUGAGAAUUUGCAUUUUGAUAUAAGAGGAAAACAGUGAAAUCUAACACAGCGCGUGUUUUGUUUUUUUUGUUUUGUUUUGUUUUGAUUUUUUUUUUUCAGAUACACUGCUAAGCCUCUUGUGGACACGAUCUUCAACCAAGGAAUGGCAACUUGCUUUGCUUAUGGCCAGACUGGAAGUGGUAAAACGCAUGUAAGUUGACUUUUUCCCCCCACUACAGCCAACUUUCUCGUAAUGGACACCUCUGUAAAACGAGCACCUAGAGUUGGUCCCUGCCUUUCUUUACUCCGCUUAUUUGACUCUUUAUAAGACAGACACUUAGUGCUGAUCUAAAAGGUGGUCGUCUGAGGAUGGAUUUCCACUUUAACGUAAUUUCAACGUGCGUGCGUGCGUAAAUAAAAUAAAGGUGAUGUACGAGAUGUACGCGUGUAAACGUAAAAGUUGAACCUCGCUCAACAUUUGCGUUUACGUAUAUUACGCGACAGUGAAAAUCAGCCUUUAGAGAGAGUUAAUUGUAUUGGCAUUCAAAUAUGUCUUGCCUAAUCACUUUCAAAAUCAAGUCUUUAUUGCUUUACAGACCAUGGGUGGUACUUUCUCAGGGAAACAACAGGAUUGUACAAAAGGAAUUUAUGCCUUAUCAGGUUGGUAUCGCAUGUACCCUUUCAAUAGUACAAAACAAAUGUCCUGAGUUACCAUUACAUUCAGCUAAAAUGGAUUGAAAUGGUUCCUUUUCGAGGCACACGCGACGGGGGCAGCCUCAUUCCGUCGCGCGUAUCUGGUGCUCCUCGCUUGCAUCGUGCUUGCCAACGCGAAGAUGACGAAAUAACGCAUGUAGUUAACGAACCUUCAGCGCUUAUGUUAUGUAUUACCUUAAACUUUAUCAAGAUCGCGGGAAUGCGGUAAUGGUGUAUAAAUGUGGCCUUUUAAAACAGAUUAUUCACCUCGUAAGUUGGAAGUCCUGGCGUUUUCUAGUUGGUGAUACAGUGUUAUGACAAGUUUUCAUGGAGCCGGAACGUUAUCGUUUUUUUCUUGCAGCUCAAGAUGUUUUCAAACAGAACAAAUCACCGAAACAUAAAAACAAGGAUCUUCUAAUAUCUGCCAGUUAUUUUGAGAUUUAUGGAAGCAAAGUAAGUGAAAAGAUCUCGAGAAUUUUCAACAUGCUGCAUUUCAAGGCCUGGGAAUAUCAGGUUUCAUGGCUGUCAAAAAUUGCAACUGUACGUCUUGUUAUUUCUUUAAAAAUGUGUAUCCUUCUAAACCCCCCGCCACCACCACCGCCACCAAAAAAAAAUGCAUGUAUUCAUUAUGUAAAACGCUAAUGUUUUAUUGUAGCUGUUUGAAAGCUGAUUUUAACUCCGUUAAGAUGGACCAAUUUAAGCGAAAACGCGGACGACCUUGGCUGCAAGAAGACAAAAAUUUCAAUAGCCGUCGUCUUGAUUUUAAAGGCCAUUUUCAUCCUUCUGUUUUUUAGGUAUUUGAUUUACUGAAUAAGAGGAAAAGACUAAGAGUGUUGGAGGAUGGAAAUCAGCAAGUCCAGGUAAAAAAAGGCAAUUGAUCAAUGUCUUGUGUGGUUUAAAUGUUAGCAUUGUAGCAAUAGUCGAACUUUGAAAUCUGGCCAAUCAGCACUACGGGGGCAAACAAAUGUACCAAUCAGAUCUCGGCUAAGUACUGUAAGCGGCUCCAAACGCGGGAAAAACUUGCAAGCAGCUGACGAAUGGUUUAUUUCAUGCUUCUGAUUGGUUUAUUUAAGUGUCACGCCGGGUUUCUUAGCCAAUCACAGUGUUUGGCUAUCCAAACCAAAAGUGAUUACUCCUGAAAAAGUUAUCGAUCAAUGUUCUGUUUACCAUUAUUCUCGGUGUAGGGAAGCAGUGUCGAGUAGUGAUUCUUGUCUAGGGAAACAUACUAUUCAGGAGAAGGCAAAACUCUACGAGCUUCCUUUAUGUUAGUUUACUCACCUGGGUCUUGAAUUUACAAUUUUGUUUUUUGUUAAUGUUUGUCUGUUUGUUUGUUUUUGGCGUUACUUUUCACGGCAGGUCUGUGACUUGGAAGAAAAGAUAGUGCAUUCAGUGCAGGAUACAUUGAAACUCAUCGAGCUUGGUAAUAAACUCAGGUAAGCAACACCCUCGGCACAUAGUUGUCUUCGAGCAUCUUGUUAGCAAACCAUAAAGAAAGGUUUAUAAGCAGCUUUUCAACACGCAAAUCGCCAGUCAUGUUUUUUCCAAUUUUCAGCAUUCACAUGCAGAUCUUUGCGUUAUCAGUGUGUAUUUUAGUGUAGACUUAAAAAGACAUGAAAUCGCGUGUAGAUCACGUGUGGUUAUUUUCCUUUAGGACUUCUGGGCAGACAUCAGCCAAUCAGAAUUCGUCGAGAUCUCACGCGGUAUUUCAGAUCAUCUUGAGAAAGAGGUAAGUUAGAAUACACUGAACUGAAAUUUUCUCCGUAAACUCCGAGAAAGAAAAGGUUCUGUUUUUCACUGACCAUGUUUUCGUUUCUUUCUUUUUAGGGGAUUCAGAAAGGAUGGCGGGGGAGGCCAACUUUACGGCAAAUUCUCACUAAUAGAUUUGGCAGGUAAGUCAGUUCCAAACGUUUUUAGUUUCUCCUUGCUGGGCAUUUAGUGGUGUUGAAAAUUAUUUAUCGAGUCGGUUAACAGUAAACGUCUAAGACCUUGCACUGUGACGUGCCGUAGCAAUGAACUGUAGUAAAACUAUCACUUUCAAACGUUUCUACCAUUAAAAUAUGCCACUGUAAAACUAAAGGAAAAAUAGUUGAUGAACUCCUUCUCAUCUGUUAGGUAGAUUUAGCGAAGACAACGCAAUGUCAAAAAUGACGUAAAAGCGCGCUGAAAGGACUGAACUCGACUUCCGGUGCUCAAUUUUCUGCCAUUGGUCCGGUAUUUUUUUACGUUCUGCGUGCGACGUCAUCACUGUCGUGGCGUUGUCUUUGCUAAAUCCGCCUAUUGUUUGACAUGCGCACAGGAAACGAAAGAGGCGCUGACACUUCAACCGCUGACCGAGUUACAAGACUUGAAGGCGCAGAAAUAAACAAGAGUUUACUGGCUUUGAAGGUUAGUAUUAUUUUUGUUUAAGAAGCAAACGUAGAGAAGGAGAAACGGUAACGGAAGAGAUAAUGCAGGAUAAUCACGCCUAUUUUUGGAUAGGCAUCUUUACAAGAUUAAUCAACGACUUCCAGUGAGGUUAGUGAAGUCUUGGGAGGGUGCAAAUUGUUCGUGCGGAAAAAAGUGGAAUCAAAGGAAUAUCGCUUGGGCGUGGGGUAGUGUGGUUUCUAUUUCGCCAAACUCCAUUCCCAUGGGCUAUUUGUUUUGUAUCAAGUAAAAAAAAUUAAAGGUCUCUAACUUCUUCGCCAGCGCAUGAGUAAGAGGUGCUCGAAAGGGAAGGGGAAAGGGGAAUUCGCGCGCGAUGAAACGCGAAUUUUAGCCUCGCGUGUCUCCCUCGUGCGCGCCUGUUCUUUCUUACGUCCAUUACUUCCACGCUCCUGCUACGCAGGCUACGAGAAUUCCCUCCUUCCGCCAUGUUGUUUAGUUCAUUGCUUCUUCUCUUUACAGACUGUAAGUUUAUUUUCAAUCUUCACAGGAAUGCAUCAGAGCUCUUGGAAGAAAGGGAGCACAUCUACCUUUCAGAGCAAGCAAACUGACGCAGGUGAGAAACUUCAUACACUCUUCCAGGCAGCUACUAUGUCAAGGAAGAAUAAGUUAUCUAAUGUACAGAAAUGGUGAACAAAGGCCCCCUUAAAUACACUCUGUAAGCAGCUUUGUGGUGAUUCACUCUUUGCGGUAUUGUUUUUACUCCACAGGUUCUCAGAGACUCAUUCAUAGGAGAGAACUCAAAGACUUGUAUGGUAAGGUUCGAUUGUGAAUGAAGCUUUAGAGAUUUAGAUCAGUCUCCAUAAUUUUGUACCGUUGCCUUUAGAUCGCCAUGAUAUCGCCGGGAAUGAAUUGUUGUGAACACACCCUGAACACACUUCGUUAUGCCGACAGGUAAGUAGCAAUCGAGACUGCCAAAUUUAUCAUGUUUUGUUAAUGUUGUUAAUUUUUGAGUAAACUGGGCCUGCAACGUAAGGAGCUGGUCAAAAAGCAUAGGGAAGGGUGAGUCAGAGCAGAGAGAGGGGGAGGGUCGUCAGUUUUUGCACCCUGUGCAAGGUGUGGGACGUGCAAUUUUUAGCUAUCCUUAUGGGUGUGUCUCAUCCUAUUUUAUUACAGAGAUAUGAUUUUUCAUACAUAUAAUUUGGUUUCACUGGAUUAAAAGUAAACCAAAUAAAUGUUUACUAGUAGGGAUGGCUAGGUAACUUUUAACCUUCAGUUAGGGGUAGCCUUUUCCAAAAAGAGAGGAUGGGCCAUGUGUUUUUCGUCCUUCACAUUUUGAAAGCUCCAGCCCCAGCCCCUUGCCGUACCUUUUUCCAGCCCCUAAUUGUAAAAAGCGUUGCCUUUGUUUUCUAAUGGUUCCAUGAAUGUUUGGCAGAAGACUGAGUAGAAGCAUUAUCUCCUUUGUCUCGGUAGAGUAAAAGAGCUUGGACCCGAGAGUAACCGCAAAAAGAAAGGAGCUGCAGCUAAUGGCAGCGAAGAUGAUGGAAGCAGCCCUGAUGAGAUGUCCUCUCUGUCAGGUGGCCGACAUAUCAACAAUGUGGAUCUUGCUCUUCUCUGUAAUCACAGUGUACGUAUUCAUUUAAUGUGACUUCACAACUUCCCUUCUCAAACGCAUUGAUAUUUCUUGAAGAGAAAACUACCGUGACACACAGUGGCUUGGAUAUCAGAUCUUAAUGUAAAAUUUUGCGACCCUUGAGCUUUGCGUUUCUUCAAGAGUUAUCGUUCAUUUUAGAAGCUAUGGGUUAGUGCUUAGAUGCUCCAUCCUGCUUGUAGAUUUGAACUGGUCAGUUAUAUUUUUGGCUUCUUCCGCAGGGCUCUGGUGAGCAGUCCCAAGAACUUUACACGUUCCACGAAGCAGUUUCCCAGUUGCAGGAUGCUGAAGAUAAACUAGUUGAUGAUCACAGGAAGAACAUUGAGGUAAAGCAGUUAAUUCAGGAGCCUUUUGAAUCUCAAGUACUUGCGUUGUCAACCACAGAAGUGGCUGAGCAGAGUUAAGCGUCUCUUUUUAAUGGUUUGAUAAAAUGUUUGAUUUGCCACCAUUUAAAUAAACGCUGAAAAAAAAAAGGUCCAAUUUUUUUCUCAGUGGUUAAAACUUGUUAGAUGUGCACUGGAAACUCUGCUUUUACUUCAAAGAACGCGACCCAUCUUAAAUUCAACAGAAAUUCUUGAUUGUAUUUUUUGUACAAUACUAAAAGACAUGUGAAAGCACUGUUGAAGAGGUUUUAUUUGUCGCAAGAAAGGAUUCUGUUCCAAGUUUAAUUGCUAAUCGCCUUCGUCUCUGUUCAUAUCUUUGAUGCAGGAAGCUGAGACAUUAUUACAGGAAGAAAGAAAACUGAUGGAGAGAGUAGACACAGAUGUGGAUUACAAUAUGGAAGGUAUUAAGUGACCUUAACCCUUUAAGCCCUAAGAGUGAUCAGCGUCAAAUUUCUCCUUAUAAUAUCAAUUCUUUAUAAAACAGAGUGGUCAUGAGAAUUAAGGACAUGAUCACACAAGAUGAAUCUAAUUGAUACUUCAACAAACUCUCCCUACUACUUCUAUUGAAAACGUAUAGGGAUAACAAAUGAGAAUUUGAAUUUUGAUAUUAGGGUUUAAAGGGUUAACAACGGUCUUGGAGUGCUUACCAUUUAUACAAGCCACCCGGGUAGAAAUCUUGUGCGUAAAAAUAAAACUACAAAAUUUGAUGUUAUGGGAGAACGACCCGGUACAAGGUAUUUGGAAAUCAGCUCAACAAACUGAAAUGUGUAGAAAAAUUUCUUCCCCUCAAAUCGCAGCUAAUUUUUUUGAAGCUUCCUAUUCGGAAUUGCGCGAACCAUUUGAUUUUCCAUCCUUAAUUUUCGGUUUUGCAUGUAAAUACUCGUGAUUUGUAUGUUGUUUGUCUGUCUUUUGUGUUGUUCGUUCAUCAUAUACUUUCAGUGUUGCUAUUAUUACUAUUAUUUUUAUUAUUUUUUUUAAUCGGUGAUCUGUGUGCAAUUUUACAGAAUAUGUACGACGAUUAGACGAAAUACUGGCGCAAAAGAUCGAGAAAUUCACCCAGCUUCGAGGUAAGACUGCAUUGCUAACCUUUUUCAGUGCCUCCUUGUUAGCUUGUUGUUGCGUAAAACACGGAGCUUUAUGCUCUCUCGAUCUCAAGGGGCAAUUCUUUCACCUGUGAACGAAUCCGUAUUUCCGGUCGUCGCUUCUCUCCACCCGGGUGAGGUGUGCUCGUAGGCUAGGAAUUACUUUGAUUGGUGAAAAGAAAGUCGGGCACAAAAAGGAAAACUAGACUUACUGAGACUUGGCCAUUCUUGUCGCCAGGACCCCUCUCUCUUCAGUUACACAGCCUUAUCGACUUAGGGGACACUGGGAACGAAAUUGGACUUAAGCUUACGUUUUCUGAUUGGUUCGUGCCUUGCAUCUGUUGUGUUUCGGUUUUUUGUUUUGUUAGAGUCAUAACUUUGCUUUCGUUUUAUUGUCAUUUGUUUUAUCGUUGGCUAAGCUGUCUUUUCCUUUAUUUCCUUUCACAUUUUUACUUGCCUUUUUACUUUGUAGACAAAGUAAACAAGUUCAAGAAACAAUUGGAAGAAGAAGAAAUGGCGAGCCGAAAUAUAAGAAAAUUACCAGGUUAUUAGCGCUCGCUCGACAAUCUACGGCUGAAGUGUUUCCUGAUGGGCAAUCUAAGACCGUGAACCUGUUGCUUAAUGAUCUGCAGAAGGAAAUAUUCGUUAAGAUAUCAACGCAUCAUGCCAUGAAGGGAUCGAUUUGGACUUUCGCUCAGUCGGUGAACAUACAUUUAGAGGAACCGCAAUAUUUAAGUUGAAUAUCAGCUGCAAAGCACAGUUGUUUUGGAAAAAUCUUAUGAACAAUUUGGUCUUGUUUGUGGCUGUAUAUUUAUUAUGUCGAUUAGAGUAGGCGCAUGUCACGUUGUGUGUAAGAACAAAGAGGUGAAUGGUAUGAAAGCUGUAAAUUGUGAGUGGUUUAUUAUAUGUUGAUAAUGUUUUUGCUUUAGAGCCUUGUAAGACAAAAUAAGCUAAAAAUAGCCCUUGCAUUACGUUUGUACAACUCAGAGUUUUCCUUAUUGUUCGUAUAGUAAGAAAUAUUGACAAGGCGUACAGGUUGGAAUUCCUUCAUUACCUUUCUACACAGAAUUGCCGGAAAGGUUUCAUUGUUGUUUUCCUACAGUGAGAAUUAUUCCCAAGUCUUAGAAUUCUGUUUACUCCUGAGUGUUGCGAUGAUCAGCAACAAAAGUGUCCGAGUUAUUGAAGUGUUUAUGAUAGUCAGUGGGGAAGGUCAAAAAUUAAAGACAUUGACUCAUUCAAAAACGGUUUUUAAUUUUUGAAUCAAGCAUGUCUUGCGAACCUCAAGAGUUAGCCAUAAGUAAUGCCUCUAAGAGAGCUAUUUAAUUCUAGCUUUUAUUCUUCCGUUAUUUGGAAUAGCCUGGAACAAGGUUUUCUCUUGCAGUAGAAAUCUAUACUUGAAGCCAGUGUUUGGUUGUCUUCUUAGCGUACCUCAAAAAUGCCAUGGGGUACCUACAAAAACCUUGAAACACUUUGGAGAAUUCUGCUCCGUUUCGUUUCCCCCUCCCUUUUGCAAUGUUGUUGUAGCCACGUAACUUUGCAAUCACAUCUGAACAUUGGAGAGGGAAUGGGACGUGCAUAGGUGUUUCAGGGACUUUGGGCGAGGAUUGCAGAUAUCUGGCUCCGGUUGUUCAAACGUUGGAUAGCGCUAUCCACCGAAUAAAUCGCAAUUAAGUGGAUACGUUUAGGGAAAUCAAUUGCGUUGUCCACUGGAUAGCGAUAUAGCGUUAUCCACGUUUCGAACUAUUGGUCCCUGUUUUGGUACACUGUGAACAGAUGUCUUGGGCGCUGACUUGACGUUCGAACCCAACUUACAAAGGUUUACAAAAACGUGAAGACUCCUUAAUAGAAACUCUUUCCAACUGGAAAAUAGCCUUCGUAGCAGGCGUUCGAAAAGGAAAGUGAAGUAAAAGGAGAACGCGUUUCAUUCGCACUCCCUCGAGAGCCCUUCGCGCAUCUCGCGCGUCCAAAAGCUCCUUCCCCUUUUUAUUUCGAAUGCCUUCCACGGAGACUUACUGGAAAAUACCCACUGAUACUUAUAAAGGUAAUCGACCGAAUCCUUGUUGCUCUUAAG